AUGGAGGAGCCGACAGCUGACCCUGCCUUCGUGGAUGUGGAUCAGGGGCUGACACUGGCUGGCAUUGCCUUGCUCUGCCUCCUGCUGGUGGCCAUGAUCAUCCGUUGUGCCAGAGUCAUUAUGGACCGUUACAGUGCCAUCCCCACCUCCACCUGGGAGGAGCAGCACCAGGAUGACUGA
Molecule: messenger RNA, 180 nt
Organism: Megalops cyprinoides (Indo-Pacific tarpon)
Lineage: Eukaryota; Metazoa; Chordata; Actinopteri; Elopiformes; Megalopidae
Product: cortexin domain-containing 1-like
Exons: 1
Coding region: 1-180 (59 amino acids)
Source: RefSeq, a predicted model, not a curated record